This is a messenger RNA of Pedinophyceae sp. YPF-701, 2025 nucleotides long. NCBI's taxonomy places the organism in Eukaryota, Viridiplantae, Chlorophyta, Pedinophyceae. The record is from the annotation of a GenBank genome assembly.
AUGUCCAGCCUCGAGGAGUUUGACGCCGCGUGGAACCGCGAGUUCGGCGCAGGGAGCGCCGCGUCGCAGUCUAUCACCAAAAGCGACUUUGAUGCGCUCCGGCGCUCGCAUGCGGACACGGCGGAGCAAGUGACGCAGCUCACUGCGAUGGUCCGCGCCAUUUACGGCAUGACGCGCUCGUUCAGCACCGCGCGCGCUGCGCAGCCGGCCGCGCCGGCAAGCGCGCCAGCUGACACUCAGCAGGCUUCGAACGCGCCCGAGGCCAUUCAGGAGGUGCUCGCGAUCCUGCGCGACAUCAAACCGGUCCUGCUGCAUCCGAAAGGCGUUCGCGCUCUGAACGCGAGGCGCGGCAAGAGCGCCGACGCCGCCAUGAGCGCUCCUGGCGUCGGCAGGCUUGGUCGACUCCUUCUGCUCGUCCACGCCUGCCCGAGCAAGGCCGACUACCUCCCCGCUCUCGUCCUGCACGGGCACAAGCUCAACAUCUUCGAGGACACGGACUUCAAGCUCAAGGCGGGGCACGACAUCAAGCACGCGGACGGCUUGGCUGUGCCCACCAAGCUGGCGGGCGCGCUGGAGACGGGCGACCUCGAGACUGCGGAGUCUCUGCUGCGGCAGCGCUCGACUGCGGUGUCUCAGCUCGUGAACACCGCGCGGGGCCAGGUCACGGGCGCCAUUCGCGUCGGUAUCAAGGCGCACAUGGCGAAGCGCUCCACGACGGUCGUGCAGGGGCCCGACGGCCCCCUCCACCCGUACGCGGGGCAGUUCUUCCUCAGCGACGCGAGCGGCAACCUGUCGUUCCCGACCAAGGUCAUCGACGAGAAGGUCGUGUCGCUGCGCUGGUGUCCUGCGGACGAGCAGCCGCCCAUCUUCGACGCCAACGACGCCCUGGACAUCGGCGACGGGUCGCUCCUGCGUGCCGUGAUGGACCUGCUCCUCCCCUGGAAGUCCGACGAUCUGCCGGACGCGCUCUUCAAGUCCAAGAUCACGCCGGGGUUCCUUGCGCUGGUGGCGUACGAGUGGAACGUGGCCAUCAUGGACCUGCCCCCCAAGUACGCCACCAAGUCGGCGUGGCGUCAGGGCGCGUACAGCCGCUCGUACAAGGAGUACGUGGCCAUCUACGCCGACGUCGUGAUGCCGCUCGUCGUGCGCGGCGACCCCGCGCUCUUCACCACGUCGGAGGUGAUGUCCUUCCCUGGCAUGGACGGCAUCAACGUGCAGCCGCGGGCGUUGUGGGCGGAGCUGGCGCAGGUCGCCGCGACGGUCGGGGUGCCGGAUGGCCCGCCGUCGCCGCCGUCCGGGUCGCGGGGGUCGGCCGGCGGCGGCACUGCGGUGCGCGACGCUGGCGCUGCUUCCGCUGGCGCGCCGGGGGCCGCGACGGCCACGACGACGCCUGUCCACACGGGCUCCGGCAACACGACCGUGGCGGGCGACUCCGGGGCGGGCGCCAGCGCCGGGGGGGGCUCCGCUGGCGGCUCUGCUGCCGGCGACUCGCAGCGCCCGCGCUUCGUUGAGGGCCGCGCGGGCGGCGAGAUCGAGGGCGGCCAGCGCAUGCGGCGCAAGCGCGGCAUCGACGACUGCCACGGCGUGAUCUGCACGGAGAUGCGCCGGUCGCAGCGCAGGAAGGAGAAGGCCGGCGACGCCGGGCAGGUGUGUGCCGGCUGCCACGCCCGGUUCCACCCCGAGUGCAUGAGCACCCUGCGCGACAUGCUGCACACAGCCUACGCUGCGCAAGACUGGCGCGUGCGGCCUCAGAGGGGCCUGCGCAAGAUCCGCACGCGCGUCUGGCGCAGGCAGGCUGCUCAGGCUGCCGAGCCCGUGUUUGACCUGCGCUGCCCGAUUUCCGAGGUGUGGGAGCGCGUGCCCCUCAGGCGCGCUCGUUUGGCGGCGGCGUGUCUAGUGUACGCGCCCGCUUCCACCCCUUGCGCCGACGUGCUUCUCAUCUCUCUCUGCCUGCUGUGCCCCCUGUUGCGUGCGCGGACGCCUGACGCGCCUUCUCCCGCCCGCUGGACGCAGGUGCGAAACUAG